This is a messenger RNA of Rhinolophus ferrumequinum (greater horseshoe bat), 5170 nucleotides long. It is a transcript of the gene MDC1, whose product is annotated as mediator of DNA damage checkpoint 1. The record is from RefSeq and is a predicted model, not a curated record. Gene Ontology annotation, cellular component: nucleus. NCBI's taxonomy places the organism in Eukaryota, Metazoa, Chordata, Mammalia, Chiroptera, Rhinolophidae. Gene Ontology annotation, molecular function: protein binding. Gene Ontology annotation, biological process: positive regulation of transcription initiation by RNA polymerase II.
AUCAUGGAGGACACUCAGGCUAUUAACUGGGAGGCUGAAGAAGAGGAAGAGACAGAGAGGCCCAGUGAAUCCUUGGGGUGUAUCUUGGAGCCCUUAGGACGACUGCAUAUUUUUAGUAGUGCCCACGGACCAGAAAAAGAUUUCCCACUCUACCUCGGAAAGAAUGUAGUAGGCCGAAUGCCUGAUUGCUCGGUGGCCCUGCCCUUUCCAUCCAUCUCCAAACAACAUGCAGUGAUUGAAAUCUUGGCCCGGGACAAGGCACCUGUCCUACGGGAUUGUGGGAGCCUCAAUGGUACUAAAAUCCUGAGGCCUCCUAAGGUCCUGAGCCCUGGGGUGAAUCAUCAUCUGAGGGACCAGGACUUGGUUGUCUUUGCUGACUUGCCCGGCCAAUACCAUCGCCUGGAUGUACCCUUGCCCUUUGUCUCCCGUGGCCAUCUAACUGUAGAGGAGACACCCAGGGUACAGGGAGGAACUCAACCCCAGGGGCUCCUGUUGGCUGAGGACUCGGAAGAGGAAAUAGAUCCUCUUUCUGAAAGGUGUGUGGUGAAAGAACCAAGGACCACGUCCUCCCCUAUAGCAACAGUAAUUCCAGAGAGUGAUGAAGAGGGGCCUUCCCCUGCCCCAGAUGGCCCUGGGCCACCUUUGGCCUUCAACUUGGACAGUGACACAGAUGAGGAAGAAAGUCAGCAGCCAGCAGCCGGGGAGGCCUCCUCAGCUGCCUCCUCAGCUGCCACUGCAAAGACAGAACAGCCUAAAGCUGCCGUAACUGAAAUCCAGCUUAAAAAGGAUCAGUGUUCAGUGAAGGAGGGAAACAAUGACACAAAAGUCAAGAGGGAUGAAAGGAAUGGGGUGGUCCCAGUUGGGGUGAUUCUAGAGAGGAGCCAACCUACUGGGGAGGACAGUGAGACAGAUGUGGAUGAUGAGAGCAGGCCUCCGGGAAGGACAGCAGAGGUCCAUCUGGAAAAAGCCCAGCCCUCUGGCUCCACAGACAGUGAUACUGACGUGGAAGAAGAGGGGGUUCCCGCGACCCCAGCUGUGGUUCCUAUGAAGAAGAGACAAAUGUUCCACGGAAUUGGUGCAAAGAGUCCUGGGGGACCUGGCCUGGCACAUCUUCAAGAGAGCCCGGCUGGUAGUGAUACAGAUGUGGAGGAGGGUGCAGCCCCACUGAUGGCCCCUCUGGAGAGAAGCCGAGGCCCCAUGGUGAUCCACAGCAAUAUGGAUGACGAGGAAGAAGUCUCAGCAGCGCUCACUUUGGCGUGUCUGAAAGAGAGCCAUGCCUCUGUGUGGAACAGAGAUACAGAUGUGGAAGAGGCCAGGGCCAGGCCUGUGGCCCUCCUGGAGCGAAGCCAUACUUCUGCUGGGACAGACAGUGACACUGAUGUGGAGGAGGAAAAGAGAGAAUCUGUUCCCAAGGGUCACACAGACAAAGCACAUUCAGACAAGAGCCAACCUCAUUUCAGGGACUGUGACAUAGAGAUGGCGGAAGAUAAGAGCUCCCCUGAAGUCCACCUGGAGAGAAGCCACGCCUCCACCACAGUGGACAUGAACACACAAGUGGAAGAGGAAGUCCCACCAGAGCCAGCUGUCACGCUGUGGGAGAAGCAUCCAACACAUGUGGAAGCAGAAGGGGGCCCAGCAAAGCUGCCUGGGGGACAUCUAGAGGAAGUCCAGCCUCCUCCAGGUGGGAACUGUGAAACUGCUGAGGGGGGUAUAUCCUUAGCAGCUCCAGCAGUGGCAGGUACAGGACAGGGUCAGCCAGCAGAAGGGAUGUUGGGACGGAAUGGGCUGCAGGAGAGCUCGGAGGCAGGGCCAGGGUGGUUAUCUGUAGCACAAGUGGGGCAGGACCUCCUCCCUGUCUCGAGAGAGAACCUAACAGGUGUGGUGGUUGACACAGGCACUCCAGGGGAACCCACCCAGCUGCAGAGAAAGGGAGCCCAGCCCCCCACAGAAAAUGGGAGAGACCCACAUGUGGACAUGAUCAGAGACUCUGGAGACAACUGUGAUGAUUCUAAAGAUCUGGACCUACAAGCUACCCAGUGCUUUGUGGAGACAGAGAAUCAGAGCCUGAAAGCAGUGCAGAGCAUGGAGGAUGAACCCACCCAGGCUGUCGUACCCCAGGAGCCUGGCCCUUCGUAUUGCCGCUCCCAGGACCCAGGCGCCCUGGAUGAGCCAUGGGAGAUCUUGCCUACACAGCCAUUCUGCCCAAAGGAGUCAGAGGCCUCUGAGACCCAGCCCAUUGCUGCCCACCUUGAGGCCCUUGGAUCUUGCCCCUCUCCACUUAGGGCACCUCCUCGAAACCAGCAUCCAGAAAGCCCAGUUCACACAGAGCCAUUGAGGAUUCAAGGCAGAGGGAUGCAGAGUGUGGAGAAAGGCCACUUGAACUACAAGAUGCCACCUGCUGAGAAGGCGUCUAGGGGUGAUCCAGAACCCCUAGGUGCUUAUCUGCCUCCGACAGGACCUGAAGCCGCAGCCCCACUCCCAGACCUUCUCAUUUCUCAGAGCCAAAAACAUCCUGCACCUCAGCCCCUCUUUUCUCCCUCUCCACCUUUACAGCCACCCAUUCCCAGGACCAGGCAAAAGAGGGGUCAGGAAGCUCCAGAGACUCCCUUGUCCUCAGAGCUGGACCCACUCCAUGCAAAACCCAAAGUCAGGCCCCGAGGAUCCUCCAGGAUGACACCCUCUCCAGUUUCUUCUAUAGCCUUGGAGCCCCACCCCACCACCCCCACAGACCAGCCCGUCAGCCCUGAGCCCAUAUCUUGGGCCACUCGGAGAAGGACACAUAGGUCCCCUGCACCAGUUGUCCUCACAGCCCCUGAGCUGCAGUCUUCCACCGCCAAAGACCAGCCUGUCACUCCCAAAAAUACAUCUCGGGGCAGGACACAUAGAUCUUCUGUCAAGACACCUGUCACCCCCAAACCCAUAUCUCGGGGCAGGACACGUAGGUCCCCUGUGAAGAUCCCUGAACCAAUUGUCCCCACAGCCCCUGAGCUCCAGCCUUCCACCCUUACAGACCAGCUUGUCACCCCCAAACCCACAUCUCGGGCCACUCGGGGCAGGACACAUAGAUCUUCUGUCAAGACACCUGUCACCCCCAAACCCAUAUCUCGGGGCAGGACACGUAGGUCCCCUGUGAAGAUCCCUGAGCCAAUUGUCCCCACAGCCCCUGAGUCCCAGCCUUCCACCCUUACAGACCAGCUUGUCACCCCCAAACCCACAUCUCGGGCCAGUCGGGGCAGGACACACAGGACCUCUGUCAAGACCGACCAACCAAUUGAAUCCGCAGCCCCUGACCUUGAACCUCCCACUCCCACAGACCAGCCUAUCCCCCCUGAGCCCACCCCUCAAGCCAAUUGUAGCAGGAGGCCAAGGGCCACUAGGAAGCAUGGGUUCCUUGCAGCUCCCAUUGUCCACAACCCUUGCUCUGCACCCCCUGAACCUGACUCCCAUUCCUCAAGGACCCGCAGGCGAGGAGCAGUGAGAGCAGCUGAGUCCCUUAGGACCCUUCCUGAGCCUGCCUUUGCCCAGCUUCCUGGGGCUGCCACUCGUGCUCCUCAGAUCCAAAAGGUAGAAGCAGCAGGUAGAUACAGGUCCACUCCAGAGCCCCAGUCUAAGGCCUCUCAAAACCACAAGAGGCCUUUAGGGAAUGUGGAUUCACCCCCACUUCAGAAACGGCUCCAAAGAGGGGACAUCCCCCAGAAGACAGAAUCCCUCAAGAAAGAGAAUGAAGUGAUCCCAAGACCAGGCAAGAGAAAGAGAGACCAGGCUGAGGAAGAGCCCAAGGGAAUGCCUAGCCGCAGCCUCCGACGGAGCAAACCUAACCACGAGUCCACAGCCCCCAAAGUGCUCUUCACAGGAGUGGUGGAUGCCCGUGGAGAGCGGGCAGUGCUGGCCCUGGGGGGAAGUCUUGCCAGCUCAGUGGCAGAGGCGUCCUACCUGGUGACUGAUCGAAUCCGCCGGACAGUCAAGUUCCUGUGUGCCCUGGGGCGGGGAAUCCCUAUCCUUUCCCUGGAGUGGCUGCACCAGUCCCGCAGGGCCGGUCGCUUCUUGCCCCCAGAUGACUAUGUGGUGACUGACCCUGAGCAGGAGAAAAACUUUGGCUUCAGCCUCCGAGAUGCCCUGAGCCGCGCUCGGGAACGAAGGCUGCUGGAGGGCUAUGAGAUUCAUGUGACCCCUGGAGUCCAGCCUCCUCCAGCUCAGAUGGGAGAGAUCAUCAGCUGCUGUGGAGGCACUGUCCUAGCCAGCAUGCCCCGCUCCUAUAAGCCUCAGAGAGUUGUGGUCACGUGCUCCGAAGACGCCCCUCGAUGCUCCAUUCCAUGUCGGGUCGGGCUGCCGGUCCUCUCACCUGAGUUCCUGCUGACAGGGGUGCUGAAGCAGGAAGCCAAGCCAGAGGCCUUUGUCCUCUCCACGUUGGAAAUGUCAUCCACCUGAAAACCCCACCCCAGACCAAUAAAAGGAUUAGAAAAUAUUUGGGAGAAAAAACUUAGGGCUUUGAAAAGGAGUGGGGUGUACUGAUAGGAGGCUUAUGGGAAAACAAAGAUAGGGAGAUUGGGAGCCACAGGUUUUCUUAAAUGGCCAUUUAAAGUAGGCUAACCUCGUGCUCAGAUGUCGUUAGUGGUUCUCAUCUCUAGCUGAACUGAUGUACUUACUUCUUGGUGGUACACACAGCGUCCUGCCUCCCAUUUGGAAGCCAUCUCGCUUCCUCUUUAAUUAUUGGGGUUCUUAAUUAUCCUCCAAAAGAUAGUGGAAACAAUUUUGGUGUCAGGAACUUGAAGGAUGUGAGUAAAGUUGAGGGUGGAGUGAUGGAAUGCUACUAAAAUAUUUUCCUCUCUCCUGGCCCGAUCUUGUUAGAAGCAUCCUUUAGCUUUGACUUUGAGUAAGUCUUUGCACUUUUCUGGCCUGCUUUUCCAGUAUUUAUAAAAUUAGAGCUUAGGCUUAACCUCUAUGAUAAAUAAAUAUUCAUUCUGUGCCUUAUGGUGUAGUGCAGUUUUUUUAAUAUGUUUUUUAUAUAUAACAUUUCUUAAAUUUAGGUUUUAAAAGUUGGUUGAGGGGCGGACGGGUGGCUCAGUUGGUUGGAGCACGUCCUCUCAACCACAAGAUUGCUGGUUCAACUCCUCGACUCCCGCAAGGGAUGGUGGGCUGCACCCCACGCAACUAACAACGGCAACUGGAC